AUGUGUAAACCUAUAAAGUGUGCAACUUGUGAUGGAACAACAUGGAUUGGAUGUGGGUUACAUAUUCCAAGAGCUAUGAGUGAAGUUCCAGAAGCAGAAUUCUGUUCUUGCUUACCAACCGUCUUCUCUGGAAGAGGGGAAUACCCACCAAAAUUUGGAACUGGUACUCCAAAGGGCUCUGGAACUGUUAGUAUUGAAUAUGAUACCUAA
[Candida] anglica is the source of this 210-nucleotide messenger RNA. The record is from the annotation of a GenBank genome assembly. Lineage: Eukaryota; Fungi; Ascomycota; Pichiomycetes; Serinales; Debaryomycetaceae.